Molecule: messenger RNA, 3223 nt
Organism: Dermacentor andersoni
Lineage: Eukaryota; Metazoa; Arthropoda; Arachnida; Ixodida; Ixodidae
Gene: Gdi
Product: GDP dissociation inhibitor
Biological process (GO): protein transport; vesicle-mediated transport; small GTPase-mediated signal transduction
Cellular component (GO): cytoplasm
Molecular function (GO): Rab GDP-dissociation inhibitor activity
Source: RefSeq, a predicted model, not a curated record
UGCAGCUGUUGGCCUACGAGCGUCUGCCGCCUCCCUCGUCGUGUCCGAGGAGCUGCUACACAGUCGGGUUCGACGUUUAGCGUGUGACCAAUUUUAUUUAAUUGCUCGUGCAGCGCGUGCCGCCGGCCCUUGUGGUAGCCAUGGAUGAAGAGUACGACGCUAUCGUGCUAGGCACCGGGCUUAAGGAGUGCAUCCUGAGCGGCAUGCUGUCAGUGAGCGGCAAGAAGGUUCUGCACAUGGACCGCAACAAGUACUAUGGGGGGGAGUCGGCCUCCAUCACACCAUUGGAGGAGCUGUUCACCAAGUUCAGCCUGCCAGCGAGUCAGCUGGACGAGUACGGCCGCUCACGUGACUGGAAUGUUGACCUGGUGCCCAAGUUUCUCAUGGCCAAUGGCCAGCUGGUCAAGCUGCUCAUCCACACGGGCGUCACACGCUACCUUGAGUUCAAGUCGGUCGAGGGCAGCUAUGUCUACAAGGCGGGCAAGAUCCACAAAGUGCCAGCUGACGAGAAGGAGGCCCUGGCAUCCAGUCUCAUGGGCAUGUUUGAGAAGCGCCGCUUCCGCAACUUCCUGGUGGCUGUGCAAGACUAUGCCUUUGAUGACCCCAAGACGUGGAAAGACGUUGACCACCAGACCACCGCGGCCUCCCAGCUGUACGAAAAGUUUGGCCUCGACAAGGACACUGCUGACUUCACGGGACAUGCCCUGGCCCUGUACCGGGAUGACGAGUACCUGCAGAGGCCAUGUGGGGAGUUGAUCCGGAGGAUCAAGCUGUACAGUGACUCACUUGCUCGAUAUGGCAAGUCUCCUUACCUCUACCCACUCUACGGCCUUGGGGAGCUGCCACAGGGCUUCGCCAGGCUGAGUGCCAUCUAUGGGGGCACGUACAUGCUGGACAAGCCCAUAGACGAGAUUGUGCUGGACGGUGGUCGAGUGGUGGGCGUGCGGUCGGGCAGCGAGACUGCACGCUGCAAGCAAGUCUACUGUGACCCCUCCUACGUGCCAGACAGGGUGGAAAAGGUGGGCCAGGUAGUGAGGUGCAUCUGCCUGCUGAACCAUGCCAUUCCCAACACCAAGGACUCGCUCUCCUGCCAGAUCAUCAUCCCUCAAAAGCAAGUCAACCGAAACUCGGACAUCUACGUGUCCCUGGUGUCGCACACCCACCAGGUGGCAGCCAAGGGCUGGUUCAUUGCCAUGGUGAGCAGCACUGUGGAAACGGACAAUCCGGAAGCCGAGAUCAAGCCAGGCCUUGACCUCUUGGGACCCAUUGCGCAGAAGUUUGUCAGCGUCAGUGAUGUGUACCGGCCCAUUGACCUGGGCUCUGACAGUCAGAUCUUCAUCUCGCAGUCGUACGAUGCCACGACCCACUUUGAGACGACCUGCCUGGACGUCCUGGACAUCUUCCGCCGUGGCACCGGCGAGGACUUUGACUUCUCCAAGGUGAAGCACGACCUUGGAGAUGAGCAGGAGUAGAGACACCAGUGUGCAGGACUGAAGAUGGCCGUCGCCACCACUGCAGGCACCGCUUGGACCCAUCUCUUAGUUUUGCCUCCAGCCCUUGCCCCAACGUCGACUCACUGGCUUCCCGAGUGUGUGCAUGUGUAGCUUGCUGGGUGGUGAGCAGUGCGCAUGCCCCCUUGCGCAGCUGCUGCUGUUUUUGCCGGCACUGCUCCUUGACAAAACUGAACCACUGUUUCUCAGCGAAAAUGUUAGGGGGUGCUGUUUUGUUCAGAAGGGAAUGUGGCAUUGUGCUCGCUCAGCAUGACCUGUGAUUCUCGGUUCAGUUGCAUCACCAGCAACCAUUGUUGCAAGCAAAGUGAAGAGCGUUCAUCGCACUGCCGACCUUCCUUCCUUUUUCUUCUGUGCUCUGCGUCUGGGCUGGUCUGGAAGUGAGGGUUUGGGUCAGUGGCACAGUGGUCUGACAAUGUUAUCCUGUCCCUGUUGCUUACUGCUGGCCACUCUUUGCCGGGGUCUUUUCAGGGUCUGCCCCCACUGGCAAGCAUGUUUAUUUUUGUGCCGUAAAUUAAGUUUCUGUAUUGUUCUUCCAUCUCUGCUGCUCCCCCCACCCCCUUUUCAUUAUCUCGUGUCUUGUGAUUGUAGUUCCUAUGUUGGAUGGCUUGGCAUGGGCCUGCGGAGAAACCUUUUUUUUUUUUUUUUUUUGCAGACAGCGGAACAAACAUGAAGUGAAGGAUUAAAAAAAAAACAUUCCUUGGACUCGGGUCUGGCUUGGUUGAGAAAUGGUGGAGGCUGGUGUGUUGCGCUAGCUGGCUUAGAGCACUGAGGAGGAGUUGCACAUAUUGGCAUUUCCCAAAUGCAAGGAGCACUUAAUAAAUUUGUCUCGUUCACGGCAGAAGCUGCAGCCCUGCUGCAAGAUUUUCUUGUAUGCAGCGGUGUGUGCGAUUACUUUUCACGUAUAAGUACGUGGUGCAUGAAAAACGUCUGGUGGUAUGCAGUUUGUGCUCUUAGCUCAUUUCAGUGCUAACGCUGCUUAUUGAAUGCACCCAGCUUGAUCAGGCGCUCAGACAUCUGUCACACAUAGUACCGUUUGGGUCUGGUUAACGCGGCACAUGAAUGCCUUCAACUCUGUGUGUGCUUCACAUACCGAUGUCAUGCUUGCGAGCAUGUGCAACUUAAAGACCACUAAUUAAAUACCUUCUUUGAAUGGUUGAAUUGGCUGUUUGGAUGUGCAUGUAGAAAUAUUCAUGGGCUUCCGGACGAAACUUGAGGGGCCCUGCAAGAUGUUUUGAAGGUUUGUGAAAUACAGCUUAAAAUUCACCUCACGAGUUUCGCCUCUUGCUGCCUGUUGCUGCUGUUUAUAUUUGCUGACCAGGCCUUGCUGCAGCUUGUGUAAAGUGCUUUUGAACCCUGUCACUAAACAUGGUGGCCAGUUCAGUUUGUGGGCUGUUCCACAAUGCUAAGCAUGCAGAUUGAUCCAGAGGAGGUGGCCUAACUUGUGGCUAGGAAUGCAACACUGAAGUUUUUGCUAUCUAUAAUGUAGUUUCAUUGCACAGCAGUAACAUUGCUGAGGAUGCUAGAGACAAUGAUGUGUUGCGAAGUCAAAAGAAAACCAGCCAACAGGCCAUUAUAUUUCUUCGACCAUUGUAAUAAUUAGAUGGAGAGGAGCAUCUUUGUUGGCUCAAGGGCUGGCAACUGAGCAGCUUUUUGCACCAUGUUCAAAAAGUGAACAGAGGGCACUACAAAAUAAAAUGCAGUUUAAUUGUGUG